GAGGGCCGCGCAUGCGGGCCGGGCCCCGCCUCAGCGCUCAUGGCGGCGGGCGGCAGGCGGCUGCGCUGGGCCGUGCGGGGCCGCUGAGCCGCUGCGCGGCCCGGCCGGAGCGCAGCAUGGUGCGGGGUAGCGGGGCGGCGCUGCGGAGGUAUGGCACCUUUAUUGACGAUUUGCGGCUCUACGUGAGAGGAGGAACUGGUGGCAUGGGCUACCCUCGUCUAGGCGGGGAAGGAGGGAGAGGCGGCGAUGUCUAUUUCGUUGCCCAAGAAAGAACAACCUUAAAGAGCGUUAAGAACCGGUAUCCCCAGAAGCGAAUUGUAGCUGGAACAGGAGCCAACAGCAGUGUUAGAGCGCUGAAAGGUGAAAAAGGGAAAGAUUGUGAAGUUCAUGUGCCACCAGGGAUUUCAAUUCUCGAUGAUGAUGGGAAGCAGAUUGGAGAAGUUAAUGCAGCAGGAGAGAGAUUCUUAGCGGCUCGUGGAGGUCUCGGAGGCUCUUUGGCCACAAAUUUCUUGCCUUGCAAAGGUCAGAAGCGAAUUCUUCAUCUUGGUUUGAAACUUAUAGCUGAUGUUGGCUUGGUUGGGUUUCCAAAUGCAGGAAAAUCAUCCUUGCUAAGCAAGAUUUCUCACGCCAAACCUGAGAUUGCAAAUUAUGCAUUUACAACAAUACAGCCUGAACUAGGAAAGAUCAUGUAUGCAGAUUAUAAACAGAUACUGGUAGCUGAUCUGCCUGGACUGAUUGAAGGUGCACAUGCAAAUAAAGGGAUGGGGCACAAAUUUCUCAAACACAUAGAAAGAACCAAACAUCUUCUCUUAGUUGUGGAUAUUUCUGGGUUUCAACUGUCUACCAAGACUCCAUUCAGAACAGCCUUUGAAACCAUAUUGCUUCUAACAAAGGAACUGGAGCAGUACAAAGAGGAACUUCUGACAAAGCCUGCACUUCUGGUCAUUAAUAAAAUGGAUUUGCCUUGUGCAAAAGAUAACUUGAAUGAGCUUAUGAAACAACUACAGAAUCCUCAAGACGCCUUGCGCUUACUACAGGAAGAGGUGAUUCCUGAGAAUACACUCAAAUUCAGAGAUAUAAUCCCUAUAUCUACAUAUACUGGAGAAGGAAUCGAGGAACUAAAAGCAUGUGUAAGAAAAUCACUAGAUGAGGAAGCAGAGCAGGAGAACGAAGAAUAUCGGAAAAAGAAACUAUUGCUUUUACAAACUGCAGGAGAACAAACGCGCAGAGGCUAGCAUUCUUGGCUAGACCCAAUGCAUUUUAAUAUAUUUUUGUAUGUACAUGAGCCCAUUGCUAUGCAGACCCUUUUAUUUUGUUCCUCCUACCAUCACUGCCCAGUUCUCUGCUCUCCUCCGUUACCUUAAUUCCUUUUGGCGCUUGGGUAAAGCAGAAUGCAGGAAGAGAACAGUUUUUCAGAAUUGUGUUGGCUACUGACUCAACAAAGUAGAGAACAAAGUACGUGCAUCUCAAAGCAUUGCUUAACAGCUGAUGAACCCUGAAAUAUUGUUAGCUAAAGGAGGUGGAAAGAAGAACUUAAAGCCAUCGGAGUUAGAAAAGGAGUAACUUGAAGCACUUGAGUCUUUUGCUGUGGAUGUCAGAAGUACCCAGGGGAUGGGGUACUGCUGGAGAAAUUUUGCAGGGUCCAGUGCUUCACAGGUGAACGAGUUGUGCUACUUGGAUGGAUAUCAGAUGGUGGGGUUUUGUUGAUGUUAUUUGUAAAGUUCUAAAGGAAAACAGAAAUAAACGGUCAUAAGGAAGUGACUUGUAGAAGCAUGAAAAAGCAA
Molecule: messenger RNA, 1784 nt
Organism: Oxyura jamaicensis (ruddy duck)
Lineage: Eukaryota; Metazoa; Chordata; Aves; Anseriformes; Anatidae
Gene: GTPBP10
Product: GTP binding protein 10
Exons: 10
Coding region: 12-1235 (407 amino acids)
Cellular component (GO): mitochondrion
Molecular function (GO): magnesium ion binding; GTPase activity; GTP binding
Source: RefSeq, a predicted model, not a curated record